CUGAAAAUGUCAUGUCCCAACAAUGUGACUUCCAACUCGUUUUUGAUGGACUCGUUGGCCGGUACCUGUAGAGGGGAGAAUUAUUCCUCCAGCCAAGGGAUGUACAUGCAGCCUGGGAGCGAUUUCAGCUGCGGAGUCAUGAGGAACUGUGGAAUCCUCCCGUCUCUUUCCAAAAGGGACGAGGUGAAUAGCGCUGCCUUGUCUCUCAGCACCUAUCCAUCUUACCUUUCUCAGCUAGACACUUGGUGUGACCCCAAAACCGCGUACAGGAUCGAGCAACCUGUUGCGAGGCAGCUCCCGUCCUGCUCCUUCCCCACCAAUGUCAAGGAGGAGAAUGUUUGCUGCAUGUAUAACGCUGAGAAAAGGGCCAAAAACGCCCCAGAGACAGCCCUCUACCCCAACCAAAUGCCUGAGUCUUGCCUAAAUGACCAUGAAGUCCCCGUUCCCAGCUACUACCGAGCCAGCCAAGGUUACCCCUCCAUGGAGAAGACGUCCAACUGCAGCAAUCCCAGUGAGUUUGAGGCAAGUUUUGAAGCCAGGGCGAGCCUGAACCCAAGGAGCGAGCAUCUGGAACCGGCGGCACCGGCACCAGCACCACCUCCACCACCUCCACCACCUCCUCCUCCGCCGCCGCCCCCGGUGGCUAAAGUGAGUUUCCCCGAAAACACAAAAACGUCAGAUAAUCCUCAGAACACGUCCGCGAACGACAUCAUUAAAACAGAAAAAAGCGCCCCCGCGCCCAAAAUAAGUCCUUCGGAGGCAGAGAAGGAGCUGAAUAAAAACACUGACACCAGCACUGACAAUUCUGACAGUGAAGCGAAAGAGGAUAUAAAGGCAGAAAACACUACAGGAAAUUGGCUGACAGCAAAGAGCGGAAGAAAGAAAAGGUGUCCUUACACCAAGCACCAGACGCUGGAGCUGGAGAAGGAAUUCUUGUUCAAUAUGUACUUGACCCGUGAGCGCCGCCUGGAGAUUAGUAAGAGCAUAAACCUGACAGACAGACAAGUCAAAAUCUGGUUUCAGAACCGCAGGAUGAAACUCAAGAAAAUGAACAGGGAGAACCGAAUCCGCGAACUGACUUCCAAUUUUAAUUUCACCUGA
This is a messenger RNA of Myiozetetes cayanensis, 1101 nucleotides long. It is a transcript of the gene HOXC10, whose product is annotated as homeobox C10. The record is from RefSeq and is a predicted model, not a curated record. Gene Ontology annotation, cellular component: nucleus. Gene Ontology annotation, molecular function: DNA-binding transcription factor activity, RNA polymerase II-specific; RNA polymerase II cis-regulatory region sequence-specific DNA binding. Lineage: Eukaryota; Metazoa; Chordata; Aves; Passeriformes; Tyrannidae. The transcript is spliced from 2 exons. Bases 7 to 1101 code for a protein of 364 amino acids. Gene Ontology annotation, biological process: regulation of transcription by RNA polymerase II.